This is a messenger RNA of Carassius auratus (goldfish), 2450 nucleotides long. RefSeq lists its product as uncharacterized. The coding region runs from base 906 to 2435 and encodes 509 amino acids. The transcript is spliced from 15 exons. NCBI's taxonomy places the organism in Eukaryota, Metazoa, Chordata, Actinopteri, Cypriniformes, Cyprinidae. The record is from RefSeq and is a predicted model, not a curated record.
AACCUGGUCUCAUGGGAAAUACGUACCUCUGCACACUUUUUUGCAGCGCCACAAAUAUGUACCACCUGGUACGUAUUGCCACAGUUUUGAAACACAAACGUCCACUGGGGUCGCUAAAGAGAAGGACUGCAUGACAUUGUGAUCGACAGUAAGAGCAGAGGUUCCAGUCAUAUCAAAGAGGAAGAAGAGUAAAGUUUUUUAUUUUUUUUUAGCCUAUCAAGGAACAGGAGAUUUGAAAAUCAUCUGUAAUCUCACUAUCGCUCUGCCUCAUUCAGUACAACGAAGACAGAUAUUAAAAAUUAAAUGACUGAGAGAGUCAUCUGAUCAGCCUACAGAGAAAAAUAUGGAGGAGGAAUUACACUGUGAUCUUGAGGAAAUAAUGGCUGAUUUGGAGGAGAUGCAGGUAUUUUGUAUAAAACUAUGUAGCAUGCUUUCUGCAUCAAUCAGUAUUUCACUAAUGUGGGAAAAGAAAAUGGAUCAUUGGAAUUUGUUACUAUACCACUGUUUGUAUUUUUUGCAACUUCCAUAAAUGAUAUUCUGAAUCAUGUUAUUAUUUCUUAAAAAUGUAUAUAGUUCGGAGUCAUUGUUCUACCUCUUAUGUUUGAGUAAUACAGAGUGAGGAAGCGGUCAAAACACCACCUAAAAAACAAAAAAGAAAAAAGAUUGAUCUUAAACUUAGGUGGAAAAAAAGAGACAAAGAAGGAUUCUUGGUCUAUGAGAAGCGCAAACCAAAGAAAGACUGAUCUGGAAAACCAGUUGCCUCAACCAUUGUCUCUUCAAGUAACCCUCAAGAAGUUGAGCUCGAAACUGCAAGCACAUCUGAAGCCUUAACUUCCAAACAACAUUUUGGAGAUGUAGAUGCACAACAGAUUAUUGAUUUACAACUACAGCAACUCCAAAAUGCAAUGGAGUGUGAUGAACCCAGAUCAGCAGCAUCUCAUCAUUGGGCAUUGAGGCAAACCUUGUCUGAAGAACGCUGGGAGGAAGCAAGGCCAAAACUCCUUGACAGUUUGCUUGCUUCAGACUGUGUGCAUUAUGGUCCUUGUGAUCACUGCAGCUUGAAACAAGCAGUCAUCAGGUGCAAGGACUGUUUCCCGAAACCCCGUUACUGUGGCCAGUGUGACGUUUCUACACAUCAACAUCUUGUUUUUCACAACCGAGAGACUCUUAUAGAUGGAUUCUAUAAACCUCUCCCACCAUCAACUGCUGUGCAGGACCUCAGUGGCCAAAAUGUCAUAUAUGAACAAGUGUGUCUGCUGCCCAUUACACGACCAGACAAAAUUUGUGAUUGUGACCCUCAAAACCUGGCUGUUGUAGCUGGACGAUCUGUUGUGCUCAUCUGUAUAAAUGGUUGCUAUGACGUCUUCCUGCCAGUGAUGAAUUGCAGAGCUUGUCUUGCAUCAUGGACACCUGAGGUGGUUGACCUGUUGUUUAGUGGUUACUGGCCAGGCACUGUCGAGUUUCAAACCAUAUACAAGGUAGACCUCUUCACGUCGUUUGAGGACCUGAAGAUCACUGCACCUGGGCUUUCAAGACAAGCAUUUGUGAAAAUGUUACAACAGCGCUCACAACAAUUUGGAAGGAGUGGUAACAUUUGUGGCAACGUGUUCCAAAAAGCUUUCCUUGAAUGGACAUAUUGUCGUCAUAAAAGAGAAAAACUCUGCGGCAUUGAUCACUUCUCUUGCCCAGCUUGCACCCCAGAUACAGUUGCUGUGUCUGCAGACGGAAACAGAAAACUAUACAGAUUCAGCAAAACAAAGGGGACAGAGGAACAACCAUUUUUUGAUGGAGUUUUUCUGGCUAAUGACAAAGAUGUAGCAACAUUUGUUGAUUGUGUUCGUGAGAAGACCAUCCCAGUACAUGGAAAAGGCAUCUGUGGAACAUCAACAUGGGCUGCAGCCAGGGAGACCUCUAAAAAGACAAACACUAAAUGUGAUGAAGAGGGCCUAGAGGUGGCAGUUUGCAGGCACAGCAUAUUGCUUAGAGGGUUGAACAUGUUUAGGGGCGAGAUAUUUGCAUACCCUCUGUUUCUGCAGAAGGAACUGGCCACAAAAACAAACUGCAAGUUCUUCUGCACUGACAUCAUGUGUCGAUAUUGGCCCUAUCUUCAAAAGGUGGCUCAAUCAUUCCCAGAAAUGCAAAACCUGACUCAGAUGAAGCCAUUUCUCUCAGUUAUGCAUGCAAAGGGGCACUCUACAAAAUGUGAGGUGCAGUGGGGUGGCAAAAAUCAAACAGGGGCAGGCACAACAAUUGGUGAAGUUGAACAAGUGAACAGCUUUUUGUCCCGUGUGGCUCUAACUACAAAAUACAUGAGUAAGGCUGCACGAGUAGAUAUGAUCACAUUGCAUGCCAGAGGAUGGAAUGAGCGCAAAAAAAGAAACCUGCACAAGUACUUGUCUACACGGUACUUGAAGGUUUUUGUGACUUUCCAUUAAUUAUUCUUUUGAGAC